Prinia subflava (tawny-flanked prinia) is the source of this 2835-nucleotide messenger RNA. It is a transcript of the gene LRRC14B, whose product is annotated as leucine rich repeat containing 14B. NCBI's taxonomy places the organism in Eukaryota, Metazoa, Chordata, Aves, Passeriformes, Cisticolidae. The transcript has 2 exons. Gene Ontology annotation, cellular component: cytoplasm. The record is from RefSeq and is a predicted model, not a curated record. Bases 260 to 1810 code for a protein of 516 amino acids.
AGGCUGUAUUUACUUGAGUUAUCUUUGAUAUAAAUAGGAGGGCUUAAAAGCUCUUUGACUAAAGAUCUCACAGAUGAUUACUGCAGACUCAUAGUACAGCUCUAAAUAGAAAGCAGCUUGUGACUGUUCACUCUGGCUUCCAAGGCUUCCGCUAGCAGCAAACAGCAGCUGCAGAUAAAAAUAGAAGCUCAUAAGCAACCAGGAUCUUUAGUUAAAUACAGAAGUCACUCUCCAUGACAGUAAGGAGCCCAGAACAAUAAUGAAGUCUCUCCGAUUCAUUAGCGCUGAAGCAUUCGUGUCAAAUGCACAGUUUGCCAGGAGGAGUCUCGGUGCUGUUGCCCAUGAUCUUUUUCCGCUUCUUUUUAAAGCCAGCUAUUUACUGGAGCAAGGGGAAGUGAUUCACGACUUGGUAGAGAACUGGCCACUUCUUGAUUUUAACAUAGGAAAACUUUUGGGAGCUAAUCUGGACUACCAGGAAGACCUGAGACAUAGAACAUGCUCAGUGUGCUUGGAAAGCUGUCUGACAGGGCUGAGAGACUAUGUGCUGAAUCAAUCUUCUCCCUACAUGAAAAAGUUGAGAGUGGUCGACCUGACAGGUAUAAAAGAUGUUGAAGUUCAAUUUUGUAAGUGCAAGAAGACAAUGGGAAGGUGGGCCAGGACACAGAUGCUCUCUAAGCUUUGUUCAGAACUGCUGGUUUACCUGCAACAAGCACAGUGCAAUCCAGGUACCUUUGAAAUCAGUAUCAAUGUGCUAAUUGACUUGUUUGUGACAGAGCGGAACUAUGAACUGGUCAUGCUGGCCCUGUUGAAGAAAUGCAGUUGUCCACUGAAAAUCUGCUGUGUGGCAUUCAGAUCUGACAACCUGACCUUGCAGAAAUUCUUCUACAUCAUAAAGCUCAUUGAUCCCUUCUUGUUGCGCAAACUGGAAAUAGUUCAUAAUGUUCACUUGGAAAUGGAACACUUGGAAAUGCUCUUCAACAGUACCCACUUCCCUCUAUUGACGUCCUUGACUUUGCCAGCACGAACAUUUAAUGUGCGGAGGUUCACAGAUGCAGAUGAAGAGAUGCUUACUAACAUUGGAGAAAAGAUGGGUGAAAUGACACAGCUCACUGAGCUGAACAUGUCAUUUUCUAUACUCACUGGAAGAAUACAGAAACUUCUCAGCCCACUAAAAACUCCACUGAAGAUGCUGGAUGUUUCUAACUGCUCCUUGAACCAUGCUGAUAUGGCCUUUUUAGCCAAUAGUUUCCAUGCUAAUCACUUGGAAGUCCUGGACCUGAGUGGUCACGAUGUAACUGAGCUUUACCCAUCAACAUUCUUUAAGCUCCUCAGCCAUUGCUCUUCAGUGCUCAGGAGUCUUACCCUGGAGGACUGUAAUAUCCAAGACACUCAUGUCAACAUGAUGAUUUUAGGUUUAAGUCCUUGUCAGAAACUACAGGAGUUUAAGUUUACUGGAAACCCACUGUCAUCCCAAACACUAAAACACCUUUUCACAUUUCUCUGUGAAUUGCCAAUGCUGAAAAAUGUGGAGUUCCCAGUUCCAAGGGAUUGCUACCCUAUUGGUAUCACCUACCCCAUUGAUGAUGCCAGUCUUUGCAGAUUUGAUCAUCAAAAAUAUGAAAGGGUAGCAGAAGAACUUAACCUCAUUUUACUCCAAGCAAAUAGAGAGGAUGUGAAGGCUUCAACACCACUCUUUGGGAGUUAUGAUGCAGCUGUGCAGGAGACAAACAAUGAACUGGGAGCUUACUUGAUCAAGUCCUUCAAAGAGACUUUAGAGAAGUUCACUACUUCAUUUAACAAAAUGAGUUAAAUUUGUAAAACUGUAAAGCAGUGAUGAGAUCAUCUGCCAAGUCAGAACUUAAAUUAGUCUUUUCUAGAAUGGCACCUUCAGUCAUUAGUUGUGAAUUUUCUUUGAUUUUUUUGGCUGAAUUUACUAGUGUUUGAAUAGCCUCUGAUCACCUGAGGUAUUGAAACUUAUGCUACAUCUAGUGUAUACACCUUACAGAAGCACAACUUGCUCACAAAAGAGGAGAGGACUUAAUAGCUCAUUAUUUUAUACAAAAUCACUUUUUUUUCCCAGUAAAUAAAAUAGGUGUUUACGCUUGGCCAAUUUUUUAUACAGGUUCCCUUAGAUUUGUCAGCUGGUCUGCUAGCCCUGCAGAAAACCAGGGAAGUCCUUUCCCAAGUCCAGCAGGAUGUUCAAAAGAUUGUGCACAUAUCCUCACAUGUGGCCCCCUAAAUUGAUUUUUUUUUUUCCUGCUCAUGACCUGGAAUCACCAAUCUGUGUUUUAUGCAGUAAAUUCCCAGUAAUGCAGGAUGUGUAACAGCCUCCAUAUCCCUGUGCCUCUUUCUUCUGCAGAGGCAAGCACAAUAACCAGAAUUUGUCUUACACAUUGCCCUUGGUGAGGAGUAAAAUUCCAUACUGAGGAGGCAGCAAACAAAUAGUUGGCUGAGAGCAGGGGAUCUCAUCCCACUUAUCCAGCAACAUUAAGCAGUCUGUGGGGACUCUGCUGAUGUUCUUGCAAUGUGUACUUUAGAAAGGCAGACCAGGACAGUGCCACACAGCCAUGCCUCUUGUCAGAUGGCCAGUGCCCCAAGAUACUCCCUUCCUGGAAUCAGCUUCUUGGCUGGUGGAAUGUACCCUGCUCCUUUCAGCUGUAUUAAAGAAGGUCUAGGACUGUGGUAAUACUGAAAAAAAAACUAGUGUUGAAAAGACUAAAAAAUAAAAUAAAAUAAAAUAAAAUAAAAUAAAAUAAAAUAAAAUAAAAUAAAAUAAAAUAAAAUAAAAUAAAAUAAAAUAAAAUAAAAUAAAAUAAAAUAAAAUAAAAUAAAAUA